Aegilops tauschii subsp. strangulata is the source of this 678-nucleotide messenger RNA. RefSeq names its product serine/threonine-protein phosphatase 7 long form homolog. The record is from RefSeq and is a predicted model, not a curated record. Gene Ontology annotation, biological process: meristem development; meristem maintenance. NCBI's taxonomy places the organism in Eukaryota, Viridiplantae, Streptophyta, Magnoliopsida, Poales, Poaceae.
GAGAACCAUGUCACCAAUAUUAGCGCCCUCUACAUCCCUAUGGCACUCGAGAUAGCGAGCGCUCAGACGGCGGAUCAGAUCAGACAGAGGAGUUGGGGUUCGGCGGUGUUAGCGGCUACAUACCGAGGUAUGUGCAACGGUUGCCAGCUUACAUCGAGAAAGCCAGCCCUUCUUGGAUGCCCUCUAUUCCUACAGCUGUGGUCGUGGGAGAGGUUCUCUAUAGGGCGACCAGAUGUACGUGUUCAUGAGCCUAUAGACGCCAUGUUUGAUGUUGACGGCAUCGACAUGCCUACUUUCGGUCUGUGUUGGACUCGUCGCAAGAGACGCUUUGCUAGUGAUCAGACCAGGAAGGCGUACACAGCAUUGAACGAGCAGUUCGAUGCGUACACCGGGGUCAUCUGGCAGCCCUACACGGAAGCAGCCAUACAAGCGAGAUACCCUGCUGGUAUGUCUGUGCUAUGCACAAGGGACCGAGAUUACUGGAUGACAAAAUCGAAGAUCAUCUUCGAUGUCUUCAUCGAGGAGAUGGCACAACAGAGGGUUAUGAGGCAAUUUGGUCUUCUGCAGUUGGAGCUACCUCCCCCUAUAGAGAACCCGGUGCCAGCACACAUCCACAGAGGUAUUAACCAGUUUUUCAAUGUUGCAUUUUCUUUCAUAGUACUCCAUUCGAAGCUUUAG